Molecule: messenger RNA, 1619 nt
Organism: Sesamum indicum (sesame)
Lineage: Eukaryota; Viridiplantae; Streptophyta; Magnoliopsida; Lamiales; Pedaliaceae
Cellular component (GO): endomembrane system
Source: RefSeq, a predicted model, not a curated record
ACUCCUUGUGUAACCAAGUGAGAUUUCCACAAUUCCACUCUGCACUCUGGAAGCAGUGGCCGUGAAAUGCCGAUAAUGAACAAAAUGCUUGAAAGAGCCCUCAACACACGGCGGUCACCUCAUGCCGGCGAGGAUGGCGCCUCGGGUGAGGACGAAGGUGGUGAGGAAACCGCCGACGAGUCCAAGACCCGUAAGCACACAUCCGUCGCUAUGAGGGUCUCCAAUUACUUGAUCCGGACAGGGUAUAUAUGGCCCCUUUUAAUUAUGUGUAUUGCUAUCUUGAUAAUCUCUUCUUUAGUUAUUCACUCGCGGGAUUUGAUCUGCAUCUCGGCUUUACCGUCCCAUCAUGUCUCACGGUUGUUUUCUGGGUCUGACGGGCUCGAGUCAGAUUUCGGAUCCCUUGGCGUUCCCUGGUGCAGAUCGAAACUUGGAAAAACUGUGGAAUGGACAAAGGAGGAUUUGCUCAAAGGUCUUGAGGAGUUUGUGCCGAUAUAUGAAACCCGACCCAUCAAGAACAACAUGUAUGGCAUGGGUUUUGACCACAGUUUUGGACUUUGGUUUAUCACAAGAUGGGUGAAGCCAGAGUUGAUGAUUGAGAGUGGUGCUUUUAAGGGGCAUUCCACCUGGGUUUUGAGGCAAGCCAUGCCAGAUACACAUAUUUUGUCGCUUUCACCCCGACAUCCUGAGAAGUACCUUAAGAAGGGGCCUGCUUAUGUUGAUGGGAAUUGCACGUACUUUGCUGGAAAGGACUUUGUGGAUUUUGGAAGCAUGGAUUGGGAAAAAGUGAUGAAAGAACAUGGGAUCAAAGAUCACAGCCGAGUUCUUGUGUUCUUUGAUGACCAUCAAAAUGAACUUAAGAGAUUAAAGCAAGCACUGAAAGCUGGGUUCAAACAUCUAGUUUUUGAGGACAACUAUGACACUGGAACUGGGGACCAUUAUUCCUUCAGGCAAAUAUGUGAUCAAUUUUAUAUUAGAGGUGGUGGCCAUAGUUGCUUCAAAGAUAGUGAUGAAGCUAGGAUAAGAUCUAGAAGGAAGAAAUUGUGGGAAAAAGCUGUUGAUAUAGACGAGCUAUGUGGACCAGGAGAAGCAUGGUGGGGCGUACAAGGCCAUAUGCGGGAUGAUUUUAACCACAGCAACAAAGCAAUAACAUAUGCUGAACAUUUUCAGAACAGCAGAUUUGUGGAGUCUGUGCUCGAUGUUUAUUGGGAGCUACCCCCCGUUGCUGGCCCUUCACUUACUCAUCAGACAAGAUAUGACCCAGCACGGGCACCUAAUCCUAUUGUAGAAGAUGGUAGAUAUGGCUUGUUUCAGAGGAUUGGUUUAUCAAGACUCGAGACUUCUGUAUUCAAUGGAUACACUCAGAUGGUGUAUCUUCAAGUAUCUGAACCGGAGGCAUAAUCCAUCUGAAUACCAGAAAACCUGGUAGAUUCCUAGUGCUUGUAAUUGGGAAUUUGUUAAUAUCAGACAAUAUACCUAUAGCUGUCUUCUUGGUGACUCGUCGAUAUUUAUAUUCGGUUUUCAUUAUGUUCCGUAAUCAUUUUUGUCAGGUUAUCCUGUACUAGUACUUGAGCAUUGAAGUAUGUAAUCUAAUCUUUGACUUUACCACUAUUUUUGAAUCA